Penicillium canescens is the source of this 2477-nucleotide messenger RNA. RefSeq names its product histone acetyltransferase NGG1. The record is from RefSeq and is a predicted model, not a curated record. The transcript has 4 exons. Gene Ontology annotation, molecular function: transcription coactivator activity. Gene Ontology annotation, cellular component: SAGA complex. Bases 229 to 2178 code for a protein of 649 amino acids. Gene Ontology annotation, biological process: regulation of transcription by RNA polymerase II. Lineage: Eukaryota; Fungi; Ascomycota; Eurotiomycetes; Eurotiales; Aspergillaceae.
CGAGGAUCUCUAGAACCGCGUCAGCUUCGCUUUGUGAGAACCUCAGAGGUGGCAUAAUCUCCUCCUACUCAUCUUCAUUUCAAGUGACCAACGACAGCAUGUGUUGGUCCAGCCCCAUCCAUACCUCCUAGAAUCAUCUCUGUCGACCGAUUUAUCGUCUGAUUGAUAGCAAGUACCGCUGCGAUCAAUCCAUCUUUCCCCUCUCACCUCCCACCUAUCUCAAACAACAUGCCUUCAGCUUAUAAGAGCAAAGGCAAAGGCCGCGACGCACGCCAGUCGCGCAGUCGCAAUACCACUCCAUCCAGCGCUAGUGCCCCUACGAUUCCAGGACCUCCGCUUCAGAAUUACCUGGAAAAUGAUGUAACCAAGCUCAUUGACCUGGCUAAUGGCCAGUAUGCCGAUGUGUUGGACUUGUUGGCCGCGCAGAAUAUCCCAGAUUCGAAAACGCUUGAGGCCUUAGUGGAACACCUGAAGAGUCUCAGUGACAUGGCUGAUGCUCGGGGUGAGGUCUGCAAUGCGGGAAUGCGGGAGAUGUCUCAGAAGCGCAAGGAAGUAAUGGAGGACCAGGAACUUGAUCGUGAAGUCCGAGACCGAGCAAGACUGAAGCGCGAGACAGAAGAAGAGGAUGAUAUCCACAAGGGCGGGAAGCUGAAAAAGCGGAAAGAGCGCGCAAGUGGGAAGGAGGAGCGUCCAUUGACUCAUGGAGCUCACCAGGUCGGGCGUCAGGAUGGUGCUGAAACUAAGAUUGAGGGAGCGGCCUCCCCAGCAUCGAAAAACUCCAAGCGCGCUGCAUCCGAUGACAGCUCCUCGCUUUCACCACCCUCUAUGAUGUCUCCCAACGGUGUGACCACCGCUGGCGAUGGUCCAGCUCCCCCGGCUCCCCCGGGUCUGAAACAACCUGAGCCUGCCCCGGCUGUCCCUCAAAUACAAGUUUUCGGUGAUAAUCCGCUGAAGUUUGACGACCCUACCAUUUACCACAUCCGCGAUGUUCUCCCAGAUAUGACCGACGAAGAUAAGAAAGAGAUUUACAGCGUUGCCCGAUUCCCCAAGAGCGACCUCGCUCACAUGCUAGCUGGUGUUGCACCCGACAAGGACUUUAGCAACGCGAAGCCAUCCAAUCAAGUCAGCGCCAAUACUUUCCUGACAUACAUUGAGCCAUACGUUCGGCCUCUUACCGAGGAGGAUAUUGCCUGGUUAAGGGAACGAGGGGAUCGCGUUACCCCAUUUAUAAUCCCACGUCGCGGAAAGAAAAGCUAUCGUCAGCUAUGGGCAGAGGAAGAUGGUGUAUCCUACGAUUCGAGCCAAGAUGACAAGGAUCAGCUCCCGUUGAACCAAGGUCGUGGCAGCAUCGACACAUUGACUGAUGAUAAAGCGGAAACCAACGAGGUCUCCGUUGGGCCCCUCCUGAGCCGACUCUGCUCUCUUCUGCGUUACGAGCACCGAACCCUUCCCGACGAUAAUGCAAACUCAGCCACAAGCGAAGGCGGCCUCGGCGGAGACGCAAUGGAGCUUGACCAGCCGAACGGCGAACCAGAAAUCAAGACCGAGAAACAAUCACAACCUCCUGCAACAGCCUUCCGUGAUGCCGACCCAAAUGGCUUCAAGACCUCAGUCGCAAAGCUCGACCACGCCCAACUCGACGAACGUGCCAAGGCCGAGCUUCGAUAUAUUGGAUUCCUCGGCGCGGACGAUAACCCAGACUACGACGCACACUACGACGAUGAGGUUGCCGAACGUCUCCGCCUGCUACAAGGCGAGCUCAAGAAGCAAAUUGUCACCAAUAACGCGCGCAAGGCCCGUAUCCUAAAGAUCGCCCAGGAGCACAUGGCCAUGCUGGAAUUCACCACCAUUCAAGACGACCUCGACACUCAGGUCCAGCAGGCCUACCUCAAGCGCACCCGAACCAUGGGCAAGAGCAAGAAGGGCGCUCAGGCUAAGCACCGACCCGGCGGUGCAGGUGGCGGCAGCCACGUCGCUGGCGCUGCGGGCGUGUCUCGUCCUGCUGUUGGAGACGCUGCCAAGAUUGUUAUGGACCGUCGUCGGCGCUGGAACGAGGCUUUCCUGCCUAUCUUCGAUGAUAUCAAGACUACGAUUCCUUCAGAGGGAGAGUCGAUCUUCGACCCGGCUGUUAUGGCCGAGCAUGAAAAGGCUGAACUUGAGAACUGGGAGGAGGAGUAAAAUCCGUCACUUGACUUGGAUCUCUCCUCUCCUUUGACUGGUCUUGUGUCUCUUCCCUUUUCUGAUCUCUAGCAGCUUCGCGGAGGCUUCUUGUUCUGAUUCAUUUUCUUGCACGAUACGAUACGAAUGGCAUGACGGGCUGGCGGGCGUUAGCGGAUACCUUUUUUUUUUUUCUUUCCCAGUUCCACUGCCAUGUUAGAUUCGGAGACCGGGCGUGGACUCGUCUGUGCUUAUUGAGGAUGGAAGGCAUUGUGUUUGUCUGUAUUCGCGCGAAGAGAGUAGUCUCUCUACUACGUCCU